Molecule: messenger RNA, 2076 nt
Organism: Haliotis rufescens (red abalone)
Lineage: Eukaryota; Metazoa; Mollusca; Gastropoda; Lepetellida; Haliotidae
Product: leucine-rich repeat extensin-like protein 1
Exons: 3
Coding region: 1-2076 (691 amino acids)
Source: RefSeq, a predicted model, not a curated record
AUGGCGGCAUUUCAGUUACCCUCGAUCCUCCCACGUCCCUACUUCCCCUCCCUCCCAUGUCUUGAGUUCACCUGCAACCCCCUUCAACGUCGCUACUUCCCCUCUAUCCUCCCUCCCACAUCUCUACUUACCCUCCAUCAUCCCUCACACGUCUCUACUUCCCCUCCAUCCUCACUACCACAUCUCCACUUACCCUCCAUCUUCCCUCCCACGGCUCUACUUCCCUUCCAUCAUCCCUCCCACGGUUCUACUUCUUUAUCAUCCUUCCAAAGUCUCUACUUCCUCUCCAUCCUCUCUCUCCUACGUCUCUACUUCCCCUCCAUCUUUCUAUUUACCCUCCAUUCCCCACUCCUACGUCUCUACUUCCCUACCAUCCUACCGUCUCUUCUGUACGUCCUCUCCAUCCUCUCUCCCUCAAUUCCACUUCCCCUCAAUCGUCAACCAUCAUCCCUCCCACGCCUCUACUUACCCAUCAUCCCCCUUCCUACGUCUCCAUUUAUCCUCCAAUUACCCACUCCUGCGUCUCUACUUCCCUACCAUCCUGCCGUCUCUACUCUACUUCCUCUCCAUCCUCCCUCCCACGUCUCUACUCCCCCUAUAUCCCCCUUCCCACUUCUCAACUUACCCUCCAUCCUCCCACGUCUCUUGUUCACCUCCACCACCCUCCUACUUCUCUACUUCCCCUCCAUCCUAACUCCCACAUCUCUACUUACCCUCCAUCUUUCCCCCCACGUCUCUACUUCCCCUCAAUCUUCCCUCCCUCGUCUCUACUUACCCCCAUCCCCAUUCUCCCACAUCUCUACUUCCCCUCCACCAUUCCUCCCACGUUUCUACUUCCUCUCCAUCCUCUCUCCCUCUUGUCUACCUACCCACCAUCCUCAGUCUCACGCCUCUACUUACCCCCCAUCCACCUUCCUACGUCUCUACUUCACCCCCGUCCCCACUCCCACGUCCCUACUUACCCUCCAUCUUCCCUCCCUCGUCUCUACUUCCCCUCCAUCCUCCCUCCCACGUCUCUACUUACCCUCCAUCUUCCCUCCCUCGUCUCUAUUUCACCCCGUCCCCACUCCCACGUCCCUACUUACCCUCCAUCUUCCCUCCCUCGUCUCUACUUACCCUCCAUCCCCCUUCCCACGUUUCUACUUCCAGACCAUCAUCCCUCCCACGUCUCCACCCCCCUAUAUCGUCCUUUCUAAGUUUCUACUUCCCCUCAAACCCCGUUCCACGUCUCUACUUCCCCUCCACCAUCCCUCAAACGUCUCUACUUUCCCCCCAUCAUCCCUCAAACGUCUCUACUUCCCCCAUACCAUCCUUCCCAAGUCUCUGCUUCCCCUCCAUCCUUCUCCCAUGUCUCUACUUACCCUCCAUCCCCCUCCCACAUCUCUACUUCCCUACCAUCCGACCGUCUCUUCUCUACUUCCUCUCCAUCCUCUCUCUACUUCCCCUCAAUCCUUCCUUCUCUGUACACUUCCCCUCCAUCCCCUUUCCCACGUCUCUACUUCCACUCGAUCCUCCCUCCCACUUCUCUACUUCCCCGCCAUCUUCCCUCCCUCGUCUCUACUUCCUCUCCAUGCUCUGUCCCUCUUCUCUACUUCCCCUCCAUCCUCCCUCCCACGUCUCUACUUCCCCUCCAUCUUCCCUCCAACAUCUCGACUUACCCUCGUCCUUCCCUCCCUCGUCUUUACUUCACCUCCACCCCCACCUCCCACGUCUCUACUUCCCCUCCCCCCAUCAUCCCUCCCACGUUUCUACUUCCCCUAUAUCAUCCUUCCCAGUUCUCUACUUACCCUCCGACCCCCUCCCGCAUCUCUACUUCCCCUCAAUCCUCCCUUCCUUGUACACUUCCCAUCCGUCCCCUUUCCCACGUCUCUAUUUCCCCUCAAUCCUCCCUUCCUUGUACACUUCCCAUCCGUCCCCUUUCCCACGUCUCUAAUUCCACUCCCUCCUCCCUCCCACUUCUUUACUUACCCUCCAUCGUCCUUCCCUCGUCUCUACUUUCCCUCAACCUUCCCUCCUCGUCUCUACUUCGCUUCCAUCCCAGUCCUACGUCUCUACUUCCCCUCCAUCAUCCCUUAA